Messenger RNA from Coregonus sp. 'balchen', 12260 nucleotides. The record is from the annotation of a GenBank genome assembly. Lineage: Eukaryota; Metazoa; Chordata; Actinopteri; Salmoniformes; Salmonidae.
GAGAGAGGGAGAGAGAGCGAGAGGAAGAGUGAGAGAGUGUGUAUUGGGCCACUAGGACGGAAUGUGCGACAGUCCUGAACGGGCCGUAGCUAACGGAGAGAGAAGCGUCCUAAAGACACAUAGAAUCGAACAGCAGCCCCGGGACGAGGCUAUUACCGUGGAGGCCCUUGGGGUGAACAUUUCACUUCACUUCUGUUUAGAGCGAAUUUGUCCUUCUUUCCUCUCCUGCGUCUGGUCGGUCGGACGGUUGGUGGAAUGGCAGAGAAGCGACGCUCCCCGUGCACUCUGAGCGUCAAGGCGCACGCGUUCUCGGUGGAAGCUCUGAUCGGCUCGGAGAAGAGACGGAAGCUCGGGGAGGACGACACUGGGGUGUGCUUUCUCGAGGAGGUCACCGAGGUGUUGGAGCUGCCCAGUAACGGAGGGGAGAGUAAGGAGAGGGCGUGCAACCACGCAAGCUACCGGGGAAGCGAGAUAGAGUGCGCUAGUGACGGCUCGCGUAAGUAAAGACUGUUACCGUGAACUGGUGACACCGAAGACGACUUAAAAUACACUCACCACCACUCCCGAGAAAAACUCACACUAAACUGAACACUGCGUAAUUACAUAUUAUGAGGCUACAACUAUUCUAACAGCGACUCAUUCUCAGGCGAAACUGAUGAAGGCCUAUCCUAUAACUGGCCCGAUAAACAUCAUCUAAUCUAUAUUUUCUUGUUGACCUGUUUUUAUUGCUCGUUGUUGUUGUUGUUGGUUGUUUUAUUACAACAAGACAAUGAUUUUAUGAACCGAAUGAUUGACAUUAACUAAAUUACCACUAGAGUGAAAUAAAAUGAAAUCGAUUACCUGCAACAACCAAGUAGGCUAUAAAAUAUCCUAUUAAUAACAACAGUAAAUAAUAAUUCUGUUAUACAUUUAGUCUAAACUAUUUACAGAAGCCAAAACAUCUGCACAGAGUUUGGGCCUAAUAUAUUUAUCUGGGUUCAGAAGCACAGAGCAUUUGAAACAUUUAUUAAAAUGCAUCUGAUUUAAACAUAUUUAUCUGGGUUCAGAAGCACAGAGCAUUUGAAACAUUUAUUAAAAUGCAUCUGAUUUAAACAUUAAUGAGGGGCUGAUAUGUUUGCCGCUCUAUUGUAGAGAUAUUAUAUAAUAUCCGGUUAUUGGUCGAGUAAAUAGAACCGCUGUGCGCGUGACUUAAUCAGCCGCUUUAUGAGUCUUGUUACAAUUAUAAACACCCCAAUUAGCUAUUACCAGCAGGAAGAAGGCCUCCGAAGAGAGACGUUAUAUGAACGGGUUUAGACGCGCGUUAAAAACACAGAAACACAACAAACUGUUAUAUUGUAAAAUAAUACAAAAUAUUAGUAAAACUAUUCCAUAUCAGCCUAGCUGUAUCUGUCAGAAAAUAGUGUUUUUGCUUCAGUAUCGAAUCGAGAGUGGUUUAUGGGUGAUCAUUUGGGCCAUUUCCAUGGAUGUUCUCCUCAUGGAUGGCUAGGCCUGGGUGUUGCACUGGGCUGACUGUGAUUCUAUGGUCUUUAUAUAUUACUGUAUUCUACAUUCAUAUAUUAUUCAUUUAUAUUUAACCUUUAUUUAUCCAGGGAGUCCCAUUGUCAGACCUCUUUUAACAGGCGGGGAGACCUGUCGAUGACACUAACGUUUUAAUAUGCCUAUUCAUAGAAUUUACUAGAAUAAAAUAGAAUAGAAUAUAACUUAAUUGUCAAUCCAAGGAUGAUAGAUGAUAGCAUAACAGGAGAGAUAAUAUGGUCCUAAUAUAAUUUAUGACCGUAGCGCUAUAGUUUAUUACAUUUAAGCCUGUCUGGUUGUGGGCUGACCAAUAUAGAACAUAUAUUGUUAUAUUGUCUGCGGCCUGAACACCCAUUUUGACAGCAACACAAAUGGUCCAGUCUAGUCUGGUCCAGUCUAGUCUGGUCAGGUCUGGUCUAGUCAGGUCUGGUCCAGUCUGGUCUGGUCAGGUCUGGUCCAGUCUGGUCUAGUCUGGUCAGGUCUGGUCAGGUCUGGUCCAGUCUAGUCUGGUCUGGUCUGGUCUAGUCUGGUCAGGUCUGGUCCAGUCUAUUCUGGUCUAGUCUGGUCUGGUCCAGUCUAGUCUGGUCAGGUCUGGUCCAGUCUAGUCUGGUCUAGUCUGGUCUGGUCCAGUCUAAUCUGGUCAGGCCUUGUGUCUCUAGAGGAGCGGAACAGACAGGAUCAGACAGGAACAGACACGGCCCGUUUGGCGACGAAAUACUUAAAGAUCCAUGAUUAUUAUAACUGAUGGGUCAAUAACACACACACACACACACACCUAUACUUUAGGCCUCAAAUCAAAUCACAUUUUAUUGGUCACAUACACGUGUUUAGCAGAUGUUAUAGCGGGUGUAGCGAAAUGCUUGUGCUUCUAGCUCCGACAGUGCAGUAAUAUCUAACAAGUAAUAUCUAACAAUUUCACAACAUAUACCCAAUACACACAAAUCUAGGUAAGGUAUGAAUUAAGAAUACAUAUAUGGACGAGCGAUGUCAGAGCGGCAUGGACUAAGAUACAGUAGAAUAGUACAGAAUAGAGUAUAUACACAUGAGAUGAAUAGUGCAAGAUAUGUAAACAUUAUUAAAGUGGCUAGUGUUCCAUUUCUUAAAGUGGCCAGUGAUUUCUAGUCUGUCUAUAGUCAGCAGCCUCUAAUGUGUUGGUGAUGGCAGUCUCUACUAUGAUACGAGCCUAUACCAAUUUACUACUACAUUAAAACAAGAUUGUCUUGCUCGUGACUGACCCGGACUGUCUUUCGGUAGUGGAGAGCUGUGACGUGCUGUUGGAAAGCCCCCACCCAGAGGCCCAGGCCCAGCGCGCGCCACCGGUAACGGUAACGGUUCCCGGAGAGGAGAUGCGCGUGGACUUGCAGGGCUCCGACCUGUGGAAACGGUUUCACGAGAUCGGUACAGAGAUGAUAAUCACGAAGGCCGGCAGGUGAGGGAAACAACACUUUAACACACAUCACAGGCUAAAGAAACACUAAAUGAAGAAGAGAGGACAAAGAAGGGGAAAGAAUAACUCGCCUUUUGUCUUGAAGUUUAAAGAUUGUGCAGAUAUUUUAGAAGAUCUUUCUGCUGUGACGGAAAAGGGUUAUUAUUUUAAUUUAAAAAUGUGUUAAAUUAACCGGUCCUUCAAUGUCGCAGUUAUGACACAAGGAUUAUUAAGUGUCUUAACAGAAACUAAAAGCAGAUUUACCGUCUAAUCACAAUUUGUUUGAUUUAACCGGAUUGAUCAGAAACAAAAACAAAAAAGUUUAAUGAAAAGGGAAAUACUGUGAACAUCAUUUUAAUAAAACGUUUUUAAAUAAAACUAAAUUACACAAAACCACCUUUGACUAAAUAUAAUAAUAAUAAUAACAACAACAAUAAGAAUGUUUUAUAAGAAUGUUAUAAGCUACUAUUGCAAUGUUGUUUAAAGGAUAAUUUAGCUAAUUCUGUCGUAGCCUAUAGGUCUACCUGUCAUGCAUAAUUUGUAUUUUCUUAUAGGCUUAGGCCAAGCAUAAUCAUAUAUUAGGCUAAAGCGCUGAUAUUUAUAUAAAUGUGUGAGAAAUGUAUAUUUCAUGGCACGAGAAAAAAGAAUCUGAACAAUUGUAAAAACGACCAACUGACUAUGUUGCGACUCUUUACACAGCCAGUCGAAGAUAAUCGAAAUAUUUAGUGGGCUACAUAUUUGAUGUAUUAAUGUGACACUAUUUGAUGUCUGACUUGAAUGUCUCUCUCCUCCCGGUGCAGGCGGAUGUUCCCCGCUAUGCGCGUGAAGAUCUCGGGACUGGACCCCCACCAGCAGUACUACAUCACCAUGGACAUCAUCCCCGUGGACAACAAACGAUACAGGUUAGGAAUAUAACACUAAAAAUAACUAUUAUAUAGGCCUAAACUAUACAACUGAUAUAGUCCAAACAACCCCGUAGACAACAAAUGAUAAGCUGCUGCAGGUCAGGAAUUAGCCUAUGCAAAAUCACUUUCUUAUAGCCUAUACUAUUGCAGGCAUUUCUGUAAACGUUUACAUAUAGAUUAACGGAGCUAGGCGUCUUGGUUUCUUUGAUAUUAUAGCAUAAAAACCUCGAGAGGUUUAAAGUUGUAAUCGUUUGUGUCGGUGAACUGGAACAAAGCGGCACAAAUGGCGGUUGGGAACCGUCUGUCUGUCAGUCAGCGAUGGUUGUGUCCUUGUUCCGUUUGGGAAGAAACGCCUUUUGGACAGCUAACCUCCAGCACUGACGGUCAAAUAACAAAUGUUGCAAUAACAGGAACACAAAACACACCUUUGAUGUUAUUUUCUCUCUUUGUCUGUCUGUCUGUCUGUGUGUGUGUGUGUGUGUGUGUGUGUGUGUGUGUGUGUGUGUGUGUGUCUGUCUGUGUGUGUGUGUGUGUGUGUGUGUGUGUGUGCAGGUACGUGUACCACAGCUCCAAGUGGAUGGUUGCGGGAAACGCGGACUCCCCGGUGCCGCCGCGUGUGUACAUCCACCCGGACUCGCCAGCUUCCGGUGAAACGUGGAUGCGUCAGGUGAUCAGCUUCGACAAACUCAAACUGACCAAUAACGAGCUGGAUGACCAGGGACAUGUAGGUUACCUAGACAACACUACCUAUUUAUUAUAGAUUUUUAUGUAUACAACACUAAACAUUAUAAUGACUGCAUUAUUACUUGGCCUAAAUCUACUUAAUUUGAUGGAUGGAUGGAUGGGUAGAUAUAUUGAUUGACUGAUUGAUUGAUUUAUGAGCUGGAAAAUCUUGAUCAGAAUGCUAUUUGUAUGAAGUGACUUUAAACUGGAAAAACUUGAGGGAGGGGAUUUCAAAAGAAUAAAUAUGAAAUUGUGCUUGAAAUAUAAUGUUUUAUCAAAUGUUCACUUUUUGAUAUACAGUAGAUGUUGUGGUUGAUAAAAGGACAGAUAUUGUAAAUAUUCUGAAUGAAAGGAUUCUGUUUAUUGAGGUCAUACGUGGGUUGUUUUCAGAGGAAGGAAAUAGAUCACAUUUUCCCCAGAAGUUUAGUUAAGUUAAUUGGAGUAUUUAAAAAAUCAUUGUCAACAGUGAGCUGUAAGCAGACUGAAACCCUUAGGCUAGACAAAACGGUUUGGCCGUUCAAGAGGAACUGUGUGUGUGUUUCUGUGUGUGUGUGUGUUUCUGUGUGUGUGUGUGUUUCUGUGUGUGUGUGUGUUUCUGUGUGUGUGUGUGUUUCUGUGUGUGUGUGUGUUUCUGUGUGUGUGUGUGUUUCUGUGUGUGUGUGUGUUUCUGUGUGUGUGUGUGUUUCUGUGUGUGUGUGUGUUUCUGUGUGUGUGUGUGUUUCUGUGUGUGUGUGUGUUUCUGUGUGUGUGUGUGUUUCUGUGUGUGUGUGUGUUUCUGUGUGUGUGUGUGUUUCUGUGUGUGUGUGUGUUUCUGUGUGUGUACAUGCGUGCCUAUGUGAGUGUGUGUGUGUGCAAGUAUUUGUCUAUGUUUUAUGAUGUGAGAGAAGAGCAGGUAAUUCCAUUGAUGUGUAAUUGUGUAGUUCUUCUGCUGUAUAAUAAUGCCCUAACCGUGUUGUAUGUGUGUGUGUGCUGUGUGUGUGUGUGUGUGUGCUGUGUGCUGUGUGUGUGUGCUGUGUGUGUGUGUGUGUGCUGUGUGUGUGUGUAUGUGCUGUGUGUGUGUGGGUGUGUGUGUGUGUGUGUGGGUGUGUGUGUGUGUGUGUGUGUGCUGUGUGUGUGUGUGUGUGUGUGUGUGUGUGUGUGUGUGUGUGUGUGUGUGUGUGUGUGUGUGUGCUGUGUGUGUGUGCUGUGUGUGUGUGUGUGUUCAGAUCAUCCUCCACUCCAUGCAUAAGUACCAGCCCCGUGUGCAUGUGAUCCAUAAGGAGCGUGGCGAGGAGCUGUCUCCUGUUAGACCCGUUCCCCAGGGAGACGGAACCAGAACACUCAGCUUCCCAGAGACCACCUUCACCACUGUCACCGCAUACCAGAACCAACAGGUAACGUUCAGUCAAAAUUCAGAUAACAUUCACACAACCAUACCAGAAAUAAAACGUAACCUUUACAAAACAUUUACACAGCCAAACCAGAACCAAUAGGUAACCUUUACACAACAUUCACACAACCUCUAAAGUCUAAACAACCAUACCAGAACCUUAAAGGUAAAAGUCAGCCAUUUUUAUCUCAAUAUCAUACUGUGAUUGUUUUCAAUUAAAAUUGUCAAAAAAAUGAAUAAAUAGUGACUUAGCAAAGAGCAAUUUCUCAAGCAUGAAUUUAGCUAGGACUGUCUGGGAGUGGUCUGAGUGGGGAGGGGCAAACGGAACAUUAGCUGUUAUUGGCAGAGAGGUUUGGAACUCUCUUUCUUAUUGGUCUAUUAACUAAUUUACUGCAUGGUGAUGUCACCAUGGCAGGCCAAAACUCACUCCUACCAAAACAGGCUGAUAUCUCAGGUAGCCUUUUCAAACAGCUAUUACACUAAAAGGGAAUUAUCAUCAUUUUCACAAUUUCACAGUAUUAAUCCAACCUCAUAGUGUGAAAAUAUAUAUACAGAACAAAAAUAUGAACUCAACAUUUAAAGUGUUGGUCCUAUGUUUCAUGAGCUGAAAAAAACAUCCCAGAAAUGCUCCAUGCGCACAAAAAGCUUAUUUCUCGCAAAUUUUGUGCACAAAUGUUACAUCCCUGUUAAUGAGCAUUUCUCCUUUGCCAAGAUAAUCCAUUCACCUGACAGGUGUGGCAUAUCAAGAAGCUGAUUAAACAGCAUGAUCAUUACACAGGUGCACCUUGUGCUGGGGACAACAAAAGGCCACUCUAAAAUGUGCAGUUUUGUAACACAACACAAUGCCACAGAUGUCUCAAGAUUUGAAGGAGUUUGCAAUUGGCAUGUUGACUGCAGGAAUGUCCACCAGAGCUGUUGCCAGAGAAUAGAAUGUUCAUUUCUCUACCAUAAGCCGCACCCAACAUUGUUUUAGAGAAUUUGGCAGUACGUCCAACCGGCCUCACAACCACAGACCAUGUGUAACCAGGCCAACCCAGGACCUCCACAUCCGACUUCUUCACCUGAGACCAACCACCCGGACAGCUGAUGAAACUGUGGGUUUGCACAACCGAAGAAUUUCUGCACAAACUGUCAGAAACCGUCUCAGGGAAGCUCAUCUGCGUGCUCGUCAUCCUCAACCGGGUCUUGACCUGACUGCAAUUCUGUGUUGUAACCGACUUCAGUGGGCAAAUGCUCACCUUCGAUGGCCGCUGGCACGCUGGAGAAGAGUGCCCUUCACGGAUGAAACCCGGGUUUCAACUCUACCGGGCAGAUGGCAGACCGCGUGUAUGGUGUCGUGUGGGUGAGCGGUUUGCUGAUGUCAGUGGGGUUAUGGUAUGGGCAGGCAUAAGCUACGGACAGGAAACACAAUUUCAUUUUAUCUAUGGCAAUUUGAAUGCACAGAGAUACCGUGACAAGAUCAUGCAUUAUCAUGUUUCAGCAUGAUAAUGCAUGAUAAUGCACUGCCCCAUGUCGCAAGAAUCUGUACACAAUUCCUGGAAGCUGAAAAUGUCCCAGUUCUUCCAUGGCCUGCAUACUCACCAGACAUGUCACCCGCUGAGCAUGUUUGGGAUGCUCUGGAUCGACAGCGUGUUCCAGUUCCCGCAAAUAUCCAGCAACUUCGCACAGCCAUUGAAGAGGAGUGGGACAACAUUCCACAAGCCACCAUCAACAGCCUGAUCAACUCUGCGAAUGAGAUGCAUCACGCUGCAUUUGGCAAAUAGUGGUCACACCAGAUACGGACUGGUUUUCAGAUCCAUGCCCCUACUUAAAAAAAAAGAAGGUAUCUGUGACCAACAGAUGCAUAUCUGUAUUCCCAGUAAUGUGAAAUCCAUAGAUUAGGGCCUAAUUAAUUAAUUUCAAUUGACUGAUUUCCUCAUAUGAACAGUAACUCAGUAAAAUCGUAGAAAUUGUUGCAUGUUUCGUUUCUCCUUUUGUUCAGUGAACAUCAUGUUGCAUUGGGCAACAUCAUGUUUUUGACUGCACUGGGACUUUAAGACAACCAUACACUGACAUUCACACAACAUUCACACAACAUUCAGACAACCAUACUAGAACGAACAAACAAACAACCAUAACCUAACCUUCGGUCAUCAUACAGCUCAGAAAACACAGCAAAGGGAGUGGCAGGGGAUCAGGCUUUGACUGUAGAGAGUAUUAGAGAAACAUACUGUUAAAAAUCCCCCUUGGUGGUGAGAGAGAGAGAGAGACAGCGAGAGAGAGAGAAAGAGAGAAAGGGAGAGAGAGAGAGAGAGAGACAGAGAGAGAGAGACAGAGACAGUUAGAGAGACAGCGAGAGAGCGAGACAGAGAGAGAGAGACAGCGAGAGAGCGAGACAGAGAGAGAGAGAGAGAGAGAGAGAGAGAGAGAGAGAGAGAGAGAGAGAGAGAGAGCGAAACAGAGAGAGGGAGACACAGCACGCACUCACACACAAAAACACACACAGCACCCUUUGGCAAUGUAAACAUAUUUUUCCCAUGCCAAUAAAUCCCCUUUGAAUUGAAUUCAGAGAGAGAGAGAGAGAGAGAGAGAGAGAGAGAGAGAGAGAGAGAAGGGAAGAGAGAGAGAGAGAGAGAGAGAGAGAGAGAGAGAGAGAGAGAAAAGGGAAGAGAGAGAGAGAGAGAGAGAGAGAGAGAGAGAAGGGAAGAGAGAGAGAGAGAGAGAGAGAGAGAGAGAGAGAGAAGGGAAGAGAGAGUUGUAAGGUUCUAAGGGGCAGUGUGGAACAAGGCUGAUGGAGAAAACACAGUGGACAUUUUGUCCACCAGAUGCUGGACCAGGAAGUCAACCUGACCAGAACUAAACCACCACCGCAUUCUGACCAAUCACAGCAUUGGAUUCUAGCCAAACAGUUGAGCAGCAGUCUUUCAGAUCAGUGAGAUGAAGAAGUUGAAGAGAGGAUAAUUGAGAAAGACUCUGGUCUCUACUGGUCUCUAUCGGUCUCUACUGGUCUCUACCAGUCUCUACUGGUCUCUAAUGGUCUCUACCGGUCUCUACUGGUCUCUACCGGUCUCUACUGGUCUCUACUGGUCUCUACCGGUCUCUACUGGUCUCUACCGGUCUCUACUGGUCUCUACUGGUCUCUACUGGUCUAUACUGGUCUCUAAUGGUCUCUACCGGUCUCUACUGGUCUCUACCGGUCUCUACUGGUCUCUACUGGUCUCUACUGGUCUCUACUGGUCUCCACUGGUCUCUGCUGGUCACUACUGGUCUCUACUGGUCUCUAAUGGUCUCUACUGGUCUCUAAUGGUCUCUACUGGUCUCUACUGGUCUCAACUGGUCUCUACCGGUCUCUACCGGUCUCUACCGGUCUCUACUGGUCUCUUCUGGUCUCUACCUGUAUCAACCGGUCUCUAAUGGUCUCUACUGGUCUCUACUGGUCUCUUCCGGUCUCUAAUAGUCUCUACUGGUCUCUACUGGUCUCUACUGGUCUCAACUGGUCUCUACCGGUCUCUACCGGUCUCUACUGGUCUCUUCUGGUCUCUACCUGUAUCUACUGGUCUCUACUGGUCUCUAUCGGUCUCUAAUGGUCUCUACUGGUCUCUACUGGUCUCUACUGGUCUCUACCGGUCUCUACCGGUCUCUACUGGUCUCUUCUGGUCUCUACCUGUAUCUACUGGUCUCUACUGGUCUCUACCGGUCUCUACCGGUCUCUACUGGUCUCUUCUGGUCUCUACCUGUAUCAACCGGUCUCUAAUGGUCUCUACUGGUCUCUACUGGUCUCUUCCGGUCUCUAAUGGUCUCUUCUGGUCUCUACUGGUCUUUACUGGUCUCUUCUGGUCUCUACUUAUCUAUUCUGGUCUAUAAUGGUCUCUACUGGUCUCUAAUUGUCUCUUCUGGUCUCUACCUGUAUCUACUGGUCUCUACUGGUCUCUACUGGUCUCUACUGGUCUCUACUGGUCUCUACUGGUCUCUUCUGGUCUCUACUGGUCUCUACUGGUCUCUACUGGUCUCUACUGGUCUCUACUGGUCUCUAAUGGUCUCUAAUGGUCUCUACUUGUCUCUACUUGUCUCUACUGGUCUCUACUGGUCUCUACUGGUCUCUAAUGGUCUCUAAUGGUCUCUACUGGUCUCUAAUGGUCUCUACUUGUCUCUUCUGGUCUCUACUGGUCUCUACUGGUCUCUACUUGUCUCUUCUGGUCUCUACUGGUCUCUACUGGUCUCUACUGGUCUCUACUGGUCUCUAAUGGUCUCUACUUGUCUCUUCUGGUCUCUACUGGUCUCUACUGGUCUCUACUGGUCUCUACUGGUCUCUACUUGUCUCUUCUGGUCUCUACUGGUCUCUACUUGUCUCUACUUGUCUCUUCUGGUCUCUACCUGUAUCUACUGGUCUCUACUGGUCUCGUCUGGUCUCUACUGGUCUCUACUGGUCUCUACUGGUCUCUACUGGUCUCUACUGGUCUCUACUUGUCUCUUCUGGUCUCUACUGGUCUAUAAUGGUCUCUUCUGUCUCUACUGGCCUCUACUGGUCUCUACUGGUCUCUACUGGUCUAUAAUGUUCUAUAAUGGUCUCUUCUGGUCUCUACUGGUCUCUACUGGUCUCUACUGGUCUCUACUGGUCUCUACUGGUCUCUACUGGUCUCUACUGGUCUCUACUUGUCUCUUCUGGUCUCUACUGGUCUAUAAUGGUCUCUUCUGUCUCUACUGGCCUCUACUGGUCUCUACUGGUCUCUACUGGUCUAUAAUGUUCUAUAAUGGUCUCUUCUGGUCUCUUCUGGUCUCUACUGGUCUCUACUGGUCUAUAAUGGUCUCUACUGGUCUCUACUGGUCUCUACUGGUCUCUACUGGUAUCUACCGGUCUAUAAUGGUGUCUAAUGUCUCUAAUGUCUCUACUGGUCUCUACUGGUCUACAAUGGUCUCUAAUGGUCUCUUCUGGACUCUUCUGGACUCUACUGGUCUCUACUUAUAUAUUCUGGUCUCUACUGGUCUCUACUGGUCUCUUCUGGACUCUACUGGUCUCUACUGGUGUCUAAUGGUAUUUACCGGUCUCUACAGGUCUCUAAUGGUCUCUACUGGUCUCUUAUGGUAUCUUAUGGUCUCUAUUGGUCUCUAUUGGUCUCUACUGGUCUCAUUUGGUCUCUACUGGAUCUACUGGUAUCUAAUGGUCUCUUCUGGACUCUUCUGGACUCUACUGGUCUCUACUUAUAUAUUCUGGUCUCUACUGGUCUCUACUGGUCUCUUCUGGUCUCUUCUGGUCUCUACUGUUCUCUAAUGGUCUUUACCGGUCUCUACAGGUCUCUACUGGUCUCUACUGGUUUCUUGUGGUGUAUUGUGGUCUCUACUGGUCUAUUCUGGUCUCUACUGGAUCUACUGGUCUUUACUGGUCUCUACUGAUCUCUACUGGUCUCUUCUGGUCUCUACUGGUCUCCACAUUUUGCCAUGAAUUUUGUUCUGGAGUCAGCUCUGCAAAGUGGGUACUAGCUGCCAUAACCACAAAGUCAUAAAAUCAGAUUUUAAACCCAACCCUAACCUUAACCCUAACCUGCUAAAUCUAAUGCCUAAUCCUUACCUUAAAUUAAGACCAAAAAGCCUCCACAUACAAUUUAAUAAUAUCAUCAAAGCUAAAACAACAAAGCUCUGAAGCUUAUUUCCAUAUAUCCUGGACAAUGGCAGUGUGACACACAAUAGAUACCAAAAGGCAGACAAUAUGCAAUCCUGGGCAAUUCUUUCUCACCCCGUACUGUAGUCUUAUGGCGCACUAACUACUUACUGACCACACACAUACUCUCUGUGGUCACUAAAAAUCCCAUGGCACUUAUUGUAAGAGUAGGGGGUGUUAACCCCGGUGUCCUGGCUAAAUUCCCAAUCUGGCCCUCAUACCAUCAUGGCCACUUAAUCAGCCCCAGCUUCCAAUUGGCUCAUUCAGCCCCCCCUAUUAGCAUAAUAAAUCUGACAUUAUGCUAAUAUGGUUGUGUUGCUUGUAUGGUAAUUACGGCAUUAUGCUAAUAUGGUUGUGUUGCUUGUAUGGUAAUGACGACAUUAUGCUAAUAUGGUUGUGUUGCUUGUAUGGUAAUUACGACAUUAUGCUAAUAUGGUUGUGUUGCUUGUAUGGUAAUUACGACAUUAUGCUAAUAUGGUUGUGUUGCUUGUAUGGUAAUUAUGACAUUAUGCUAAUAGGUUGUGUUGCUUGUAUGGUAAUUAUGACAUUAUGCUAACAUGGGUGUUGAUGGUCUGAUGUUGUUGUUGUUGUUGUUGUUGUUGUUGUUGUUGUGUUCAGAUCACCAGGCUGAAGAUCGACAGGAACCCAUUUGCUAAAGGCUUCAGAGACUCAGGCAGAAACCGGUGA